AAAACACGACAAUGGAUUGGGGAGCUCUGCAUACCAUUUUAGGCGGUGUAAACAAGCACUCCACCAGCAUCGGGAAGAUAUGGCUCACGGUCCUGUUCAUCUUCCGGAUCAUGAUCCUGGUUGUGGCUGCGGAGAGAGUCUGGGGAGAUGAACAAGAUGACUUUAUCUGCAACACUCUGCAACCUGGUUGCAAGAAUGUUUGCUAUGAUCACUUUUUCCCCAUCUCUCACAUCAGACUCUGGGCCCUGCAGCUGAUCUUUGUUUCCACCCCUGCGCUGCUGGUGGCCAUGCACGUAGCUUACAGGAGGCACGAGAAGAAACGGCAGUUCAGAAAAGGAGACCAGAAGUGCGAAUACAAGGACAUUGAAGAAAUCAGAAGGCAGAGGUUUCGUAUUGAGGGCUCCUUGUGGUGGACGUACACCAGCAGCAUCUUCUUCAGACUGGUCUUUGAAGCAGUCUUCAUGUAUGCGUUUUAUUUCAUGUACGAUGGGUUCCAAAUGCCUCGCUUAAUGAAGUGUAAUGCUUGGCCCUGCCCCAACACCGUAGACUGCUUCGUUUCUCGGCCUACUGAGAAGACGGUGUUCACCAUUUUCAUGAUUGCUGUCUCCAGCAUUUGCAUUCUUUUAAAUGUGGCUGAAUUAUGUUACUUACUGACAAAAUUCUUCCUCAGAAGGUCUAAAAAAGCUGGAAAUCCCAAACAUCACCCCAACCAUGAGAAUAAGGAAGAAACCAAACAAAAUGAAAUGAAUGAGUUGAUAUCUGAUAGCUGUCAGAACACAGUCAUAGGAUUUACGAGUAGCUAAGGUAGGGUCAGUGGUGGGGUUCACUCUUUUUGGAGUGAAUGUUCUUUGUUUAAAGGCUGCAAAGGAAACUUGUUACAUGAAACAAUUUAAAUUGGGUGAGACUGAUACGUAGCGUCAGGUGUCAGUUAUGCACAUGACUGGAAAAAAAAAAGUCAGGGCAGCCUAAAUGUGAGAAUGGCAUGAGGAUUAAAUAGGAAAGUGUGUCUUCCUGUGUGUACCCUUACAAGCUGAUUAUGACAAGUGGGAAACCCACUAGUACCUUUGUGCUGACACACUCCUGAAUACUACAUGCAACAGCAAUAAGAAGAAAACUCUUUCCAAGCUAGAU
Messenger RNA from Eurypyga helias (sunbittern), 1131 nucleotides. RefSeq names its product gap junction beta-6 protein. Lineage: Eukaryota; Metazoa; Chordata; Aves; Eurypygiformes; Eurypygidae. The transcript has a single exon. The record is from RefSeq and is a predicted model, not a curated record. Gene Ontology annotation, biological process: cell communication. Bases 12 to 803 code for a protein of 263 amino acids. Gene Ontology annotation, cellular component: connexin complex.